AUGGCGAGCGAAAAUAAAAUAAUAUGGAUGAGCAAGAUUUUUUAUCUGAUGUGUCUGCUGUUCAAUUCCGGAAGAAAUGCUGCCCAGAUAAACUAUUCCCUUCAAGAAGAAUCAAAAACUGGAGUCACUGUGGGGAACAUUGCAAAGGACUUAGGAUUUGAUCAGGCUUUACUGGAAAACAGGAAUUUGCGUAUCGUUGCGGGGACAAAGCAAGAGCUCUUUCGGGUAAAUCAUAAAGACAGCGCUUUGUUUGUGAACCAGAGGAUAGACAGAGAAGAGCUGUGCGCUAAAACCAACCCAUGUCUCAUUCAUCUGAAAGCAGUGAUAGAAAAUCCACUCGAAAUGCACCAGAUAUCAGUUGACAUUAUCGAUGUUAAUGAUAAUCCACCGAGUUUUUUGGACGAAAACUAUAAAUUGGAAAUACUUGAAUCUGCAAUGACAGGUGCACGAUUUCAGUUAGAAACAGCGCACGACCCGGAUGUAGGCGCAAACAACUUGCAAUCAUAUAAACUGAGCCAGAAUCUUUAUUUUCGUUUAGAAACGGAAGACAUGGGAGACGAAGGUAAGAUACCUGUCCUUAUUUUACAAACACCUCUUGACAGAGAGAAAAGCGCAAGACAUAACCUAAUAUUAACUGCGACAGACGGUGGCAAGCCACAGAAAUCAGCUACUGUGAAUAUUACAAUUAUUGUGUCAGAUGUUAAUGAUAAUACUCCCGUCUGUGAUAAACAAAAAUACGCAGUGACUGUGAAAGAAAAUGCCCCUGAAGGUACAUUUCUGCUCCGCGUUAAUGCUUCAGAUUCAGAUGAAGGACUAAACGGAGAAAUUGAAUACUCUUUACGGAACAAGUUCAGGAACGGAGCAUCUGAGGUUUUUGAUUUAGAUAGUUUGACGGGGGAAUUAAAGAUAAAAGGUGGGCUAAAUUUUGAGGAAAGGCAGGUUUAUGAGUUAAAGAUACUGGCUGCGGAUAAGGGAGCCGUGUCUUCGUCUACACAGUGCAAUGUGCUUGUAAAUGUUGAGGAUGUCAACGACAACCGGCCUGAGAUUGACGUCACUUCAGUAUCCAGCCACAUUCCCGAGGAUGCGCCUCCUGGGACUGUCCUAGCUUUGAUGGGAGUUACAGACCUGGAUUCAGGUAUGAACGGAAAGAUAGUUUGCUCUCUGCCUAAGGAUAUACCCUUUGACCUCAAGCCGUCGCCUGAUGGAAACUUUUAUUCUUUAGUAACUAAAGAAUACAUUGACAAAGAAUCGAAAUCGUCUUAUGAUAUCACUAUAACAGCCAAAGAUUUAGGAACUCCGUCGUUAACAUCAACAAGAUCCAUUCACGUCGAUGUCACUGAUGUUAACGACAACAGCCCCACAUUUGCUCAAAGCCCAUAUACAUUCUACGUGGUUGAAAACAACAAACCAGGAAUUGUUGUUUUCUCAUUAAGUGCAGCUGAUAUAGAUGAAGGUGAAAACGCACGUGUAUCGUAUUCAAUUGAUCGAAUUAAUUCAGACCAAACAAUGACAUCUUUCCUGAGUAUUAAUGAGGCGAAUGGUACCGUUUACUCGUUAAAGAGUUUUGAUUUUGAGUCUUUAAAAACAUUUCAAUUCUUUGUUGUGGCCAAAGACUCUGGAACUCCGUCUCUGAGCAGUAACGUGACAGUGAACGUGUUUAUUCUGGAUCAGAACGACAACGUUCCAGUGAUCUUAUAUCCAGUCAGCGCUAACGGUUCUGCUGAGGGUGUGGAAGAGAUUCCCCGUAAUGUGAACGCAGGUCAUUUGGUGACUAAAGUCAGAGCCUAUGACGCAGAUAUAGGAUACAACGGCUGGUUAUUAUUUUCACUGCAGGAAGUUAGUGACCACAGUCUCUUUGGUUUGGACCGCUAUACAGGACAGAUAAGGACCCUUCGCUCAUUCACAGAAACAGACGAGGCCCAGCAUAAACUGCUCAUACUGGUCAAAGACAAUGGGAACGUUUCACUCUCAGUGACAGCGACUGUGAUUGUCAAAGUUGUGGAGCCCAAAGAGGCUUUUGCAGCUUCUGAUGUGAAAAACACAUUAAAAGACGAGGAGGAAAACAACGUGACAUUUUAUUUGAUCAUCACUUUGGGCUCAGUUUCAGUGCUUUUUGUCAUCAGCAUCAUCGUGUUGAUUGUAAUGCAGUGCUCUAAAUCGACAGACUAUUCGUCCAAGUAUUUACAGGAUUCAAAUUACGACGGAACUCUGUGCCACAGCAUCCAGUACAGAUCUGGAGACAAACGACCACUCGAUGUCACUGUUGCUCUAGUAUUUGUGUAG
Molecule: messenger RNA, 2283 nt
Organism: Sinocyclocheilus rhinocerous
Lineage: Eukaryota; Metazoa; Chordata; Actinopteri; Cypriniformes; Cyprinidae
Product: protocadherin alpha-8-like
Exons: 3
Coding region: 1-2283 (760 amino acids)
Biological process (GO): homophilic cell-cell adhesion
Cellular component (GO): plasma membrane
Molecular function (GO): calcium ion binding
Source: RefSeq, a predicted model, not a curated record